Molecule: messenger RNA, 2762 nt
Organism: Oncorhynchus kisutch (coho salmon)
Lineage: Eukaryota; Metazoa; Chordata; Actinopteri; Salmoniformes; Salmonidae
Gene: phkg1a
Product: phosphorylase kinase, gamma 1a (muscle)
Exons: 10
Coding region: 498-1682 (394 amino acids)
Biological process (GO): glycogen metabolic process; protein phosphorylation
Cellular component (GO): phosphorylase kinase complex
Molecular function (GO): phosphorylase kinase activity; ATP binding; calmodulin binding
Source: RefSeq, a predicted model, not a curated record
UUUGAGGGACACUAGACUAGAGCAAGAAGAACAUGUAUGCAUUUGUAUGCAGUUUCUUUAUUAUUGAAGUACUACUACUACAGUACAUUUGUGCCACCUGUUAUGCCCAUUCACUUAUCCGAGACCUGUUGCAUGCGAACUAUUAGCGGGGAUGUCACUGAUUAGAAUGUAAACCGGGGUGUUAUUUCAUGAAUAGGAAGAAGAUAUGUGUACACGCGUUAAGGCCCUGUGCUCUUCAACUAGCACGGAUUUAUUUUUGGCAUCUGACAUUAGAAUUCGCCCUUUUCAUAUGCUAGCACAGUCCACCAUGAAGACUUACCAACUGUGUUGAUAUCGUUAGUGAGCCAGUUGCUCGUUUGUUCCUUAUUUUUACGAAGUGUUUGAAUUAUGAUGGAUUUAACUGCAUUGUAAGGACUAAACACGCAUUGAUUGAUACGCUUGUUAUCAGCAGCAGCAGUACAAUAGUCUAGUUUCCUUGGAUAACCAGUCACGCCAACAUGACCAAAGAGGACGAGAUCCCGGAUUGGGUGGGAGCUCAGGAGUUCUAUGGCAAAUAUGACCCCAAGGAGAUCCUGGGAAGGGGGGUGAGUAGCGUGGUGCGACGUUGUAUUCAUAAACAAACCCAACAGGACUAUGCGGUCAAAAUCAUUGACGUCACUCCUUCUGACAAGAUCUCGGCUGCCGAGAUCGAGGAGAUCAAAGAGGCCACAGUGAAGGAGAUUGAUAUUCUCAAGAAAGUCUAUGGAAUGGACAACAUCAUCCAGCUGAAGGACUGCUAUGAGUCAAAAGCCUUCUUCUUCCUGGUGUUUGACCUGAUGAAGAGAGGAGAGCUGUUUGACUACCUCACAGAAAAAGUAACUCUGAGUGAGAAGGAGACCAGGAAGAUCAUGCGUGCCCUGCUAGAGGUGGUUAAAUUCCUCCACGACCAGAACAUCAUCCACAGAGACCUCAAGCCUGAGAAUAUCCUGCUGGAUGACAACAUGGACAUCAAGCUCACUGACUUUGGCUUCUCCCUGCAGAUUGAGCCCGGACAGACACUCAACGAGGUGUGUGGGACCCCUGGCUAUCUGGCUCCUGAGAUCAUUGAGUGCUCCAUGGACCCCAACCACAAGGGAUACGGGACUGCAGUUGACAUAUGGAGCUCAGGGGUGAUCUUGUACACUCUAUUGGCUGGAUCCCCUCCCUUCUGGCAUAGAAAACAGAUGAUGAUGCUUCGUAUGAUCCUAGCUGGGAACUACGACUUAUCUUCUCCUGAAUGGGACGACCGGUCUGACACUAUCAAAGACCUAAUCUCCAGGAUGUUGAUGGUAAACCCAGAUCAGCGUUAUACAGCCCAAGACUGCCUGAACCACCCCUUCUUCCAGCAGUAUGUAGUGGCUGAAGUAAGACACUUCACCCCCAAGAGGAGGUUCAAGGUCGUCUGCAUGACAGUGCUGGCCGUGAUGCGCAUCUACUGUAAUUACCGCCGCGCCAAGCCUAUCACCAAGGAGGUAAUCAAGAGUGACCCGUACGCCAUCAAGCCCAUCCGCAAGCUAAUCGACGCCUGUGCCUUCAAGAUCUAUGGCCACUGGGUCAAGAAGGGCCAGACCCAGAACAGAGCCGCCCUGUUCGAGAACACUCCCAAGGCCAUCUUGCUGUCCAUGGCUGCAGAGGCCGAGGACUCCUCCAUGCACUCCUGGUAAUGAUGCUGUUUCUCAGUCCAGGUCCUAAGAAGAGGUGGGACUCUACAUUAGCUUGCCAUCGGUCUCAAUUCUCUAUCCUUUUAAAAUCCAAUGGUGUUAAAUGUGUACAGCUGCACACAUCUGGAGACAGAAUUGGGCUGGUAUGUCAUUAGGCUCAGCUCAGGAUUUGACUCCAUCUGUCUUAAAUUGGGCUGAUUAAAGCAUUGGCGUGACGCAAUAAAAAAAACAUUGGGUUGGACACUUUAGAGAUGUAGUAUGAGAUAUAGCUUGUUCUUUGUAUCAAAAAGGAGGGUUGGUGAAAAUACAAUCUUAUUGGAUUGCAGCUAUUUGUCGCUUGACUGGUCUUUUAAACCAGUGGUUCUCAAACCUCUCCUCAGGGACCCCCAGCCGUUCCAUGUAUUUGAUCUAUUCCACACCUGAUUCAACUCGUCACUAAUCAGGCCUUUGAAUAGGUGAGCUAGUUUAGCGAUACAACAAAAUUGUGAUACGUCUGGGGGUCCCAGAGGUUUAAGAACCACUGUUUUAAAUUGUGGAUUGAUCAAGACUUGGGAAAUAUCCUAGAACUAUACCCUCCUAUGCACCUGCACUGAGGAAUAUUGGUCUGUGUUUAGUACAUAAUGGAACAAAUAGCUAGACAUCCACAGUGAAAUGUUUCAUCACUUUUCUAUGGCUUAUACAGUAUUGCAGGAGUCAGAAAAUUCAGAGAUGGAAAUAGUGCACAUCCAGGCUCUAUUCUUUUCCAACAUGAGUAUGGUGUCUAGUAUAUAGAUGUAUUCUGAAAUGUUGCUCCCUUCUGAAAUAUUCCUAGAUAGUGUUAAAGGUAAUUUCAACCAUAUGAGCCUCAAAUUCCAUAUGCAUAGAGUUAUGUAAAAGACAAUUGCUCUGCAUGCAAAGCUUCUUAGUGCUAGUGAUUCUCCCUUCGCUCAGUAUGUGCAAUGAGUCCGGCAUGUACAUUUUUAUUUUGACAUACUUUGGGUUAUACUGUACUUGGUCAUGUACUGUAAACUGUUUAAGGGAGCAUGAGAACACUAAUUGUAUGCUAACAUUUUAUUUAUUAAAUCUCAACCUGAUUAUUUGUGA